AUGGUGAGUUUUGGAUAUGAUUUGUCGGGACCGACCUUCCGUGCACGGGGCCUUCGGGGGCUCGGGUGGGCGGCAGCAGGUGACCGAGUGGGACUUCGAGGCGGCUGGGGGGACUGGUGGAGAGGGGGUGGUGCCGAGAUACCUCACGGGCAGAAGCGGCGAAUCCAUCGAGUAAGCACCGAAGUGGUGGAUGCAUUGCACUGUUGCUCCGAUGUGUGUGUGUGUGUGUGUGUGUGGUGAUCAAUCAGUUUUAUCAGCUUCUACUGCGCCAAGCGGGUGGCUGGUAGGCCGAACGCGAGACGAUGCGAUGCGACAGACAUCCUUCAACUGCCAAUGUCGCGCGUGUGUGUGUGUCUGUGUGUGUGUGUGGGUUUCCCACACAAGAUGUGCUGACGGAGGACUUCACACCGGCACACUUCGCAGCGUUGCCGCAGCCGGUCAGACGCCAGGUAACUCACACACGACACACGAGAUACACUACACCCGACCGGAUGAUGUGCUUCGGGCCCCUGUGUGUUUCGUUUUGUGUGUCCAUCCAUCGAUCGUCCAAGAUCGUGGCGUUGUUCUCUGUGUGCCGCGGACCCAAUGCCGCCCGGCACACGUUCCCCGAGUGCUCUUUGCGGGCCGUCACGACAUUCGCCUUCCCAGCUGCCACGACAGUGACCGAGGAGGACCUCGAGGACGGCCAAGACGGAGAGGAGGGCGAUGCGAUGAGGCGAUGACUGACUGACGAGUGAUUGAUUGGACUGAUUGGCGGGGUGGCUGGCUGGCUGGGUGGACACACAGAUCGCUAUACAGAGAGAUGUAUGUGGGUGUGUCGAGGAAUGCACGUAGCUCCGUCUGCACACUCAUGGAGAGGAGAGGAGACAGACGCACUGGGUAGGUGUGUCGGUCGGUAGAGUAGACUGCGGCGGGCCUGGUGUGUUAUGCUACGCUUUGGAGUCACUUGAGUGAUGGGAGGAUGGCCAGAGGGAUGUCUAGAUCAUCAGACAGACAGACAGACAGACGGAUUGAGAGACACGACAAGCCACCGGCCUGCAUUCUGCUGAGUGUGUGUCCAGCCAACUACACAAGGGAGCAGACGUCAC
Molecule: messenger RNA, 1088 nt
Organism: Vitrella brassicaformis
Lineage: Eukaryota; Vitrellaceae
Source: the annotation of a GenBank genome assembly